AAGUACUGGAUUUUGCAAGUUAAUUUGACCUUUCACAAGUACGUUGCUGGUGCUUAAAGUUUAAACAAAUACUAAUCGUUGCACAACCUCAAAUACAGUGAGAAUUCUGCAAAUUGUACGUAAAAUGAGCGAAGCUGCGUCAAUGGAGCAACUUUCAGCACUGCGUUUAAAGUACCAUGAACGUAAAGAUGCAUUUCUGGAGCAGAAUAUAAGCGUGAAGGAUCCGUUUUGUGUAUUCCGUGACUGGCUGAACGAUGCGCUCAACACCAAAGAGAUUCUGGAACCAAAUGCUGCCGCUUUAGCUACAGUGGAUGCCGAGGGAAAACCCUCAAAUCGCUUUGUCCUGGUCAAGGAGGCCACAGCAGAAGGCUUUACAUUUUUUACCAACUACGGCAGCCGUAAGGCCGAGGAGAUUGCCGGUAACUCAAAUGUGGCAAUCGCCAUCUAUUGGAUGCCACUGAGACGCAGUGUUCGGAUUGAGGGCGUCGCCGAGAAGAUUCCACAGGCAGCGUCCCUCAAGUAUUUCCAUGAGCGUCCACGUGCUAGCCAAAUCGGAGCAGCCGCCAGUCCGCAAAGUCAACGCAUUCCCUCUCGCAGCUACCUGGACGAGAUAGAAACGAGCAUUAAGGAGAAACUUGGCCCCGACGGCGAGGUGCCGUUGCCCAAUUGGGGCGGCUAUCUAGUGCGUCCGACUCUAAUCGAGUUCUGGCAAGGACAAACGGAUCGCUUGCACGAUCGCAUCCGUUUUCGACGUGGACCUGACGUCGAGUCUGAAAUCGACAACAAGUUGGUGCAUUGUGGGGAAAAUGGUUGGGUUUAUGAACGACUCGCACCAUAAAUCAUGAGGCAAAGGAACUGAAUGCAAAUCAUUUGUUGUGUCUUCCAAAAUGCUUGUUAUAGAGUAAAAAAAAUAAAGCUUAUUGAUAUUUAA
This is a messenger RNA of Drosophila innubila, 931 nucleotides long. RefSeq names its product pyridoxine-5'-phosphate oxidase (gene sgll). Gene Ontology annotation, biological process: pyridoxal 5'-phosphate biosynthetic process; pyridoxine biosynthetic process. Lineage: Eukaryota; Metazoa; Arthropoda; Insecta; Diptera; Drosophilidae. The transcript is spliced from 2 exons. The record is from RefSeq and is a predicted model, not a curated record. Gene Ontology annotation, molecular function: pyridoxamine phosphate oxidase activity; FMN binding. The coding region runs from base 125 to 838 and encodes 237 amino acids.